UUUUUAGACAGGUCACUGCAAAAGCGGAAAAUGGCGGCGCAGGGUAAGAAGAAGAUGAAAGGGAAGACUAUCAAUCUGACAGAGUUUCUGUCAGAUGACAAAGGGGGAGGCCCUGUCCCAACAUUCUCGUCCAACAAAAUAGACUGGGCAGCAGAAAUGGACUCCAAUGAGCUGGAUGACAUGGAUUUAGACAUGCAUCGAUCAUUGAUCGAUAGAUCCAAAUUACCAACGGCUCCAAAAGCAGCUCGUGGUCCAGACAUUGACCUCAGUCGCGUCCCUGCUCAGCCACCAUAUACAGCCUUCGUUGGAAACCUGCCUUACGACUCCACGGAAGAACUUAUUGCUAACUUUUUCAAAAAUCAGAAGGUGGUAAACGUGAGAUUGCCCACAGACCAAGGAAGAUUAAGGGGUUUCGGAUAUGUGGAGUUUGAGGACAGACAAUCAUUGAUAGAUGCUCUGGGAUUAAAUGAUGAGAACAUGGGUGGAAGAAAGAUGCGAGUGGACUUAGCUGGACAGGCUCAGAAUGAAAACCAGAAGGGAGGAUUUGGAGACCGAAGAAAUGAGGGCCCCGACAGAACAGACUCUGAUUGGAGAAGAGGACCCCCACCGGACUCAGAUUUUGACAGAAAUGACAGAUAUCAAGACAGAAGAGGGGAUAGUGAUAGAUGGGGAGGGGGAAGAGGAUUUGAGGAUAGGGGUUCAUCAAGGGGUUUUGAUAGAGAUGAAAGGGGCCCAUCAAGGGGUUUUGACAGAGAUGACAGGGGCCCAUCAAGGGGUUUUGACAGAGAUGACAGGGGCCCAUCAAGGGGUUUUGACAGAGAUGACAGGGGCCCAUCAAGGGGAUUUGAAAGAGAUGACAGGGGCCCAUCAAGGGGUUUUGACAGAGAUGACAGAGGUCCAAGGGGUUAUGACAGAGAUCGAGGAUAUGACCGUGACAGGGGAUUUGACAGAGGUGGGGGUCAAAGAGAUGACUGGAAUUCUAGAAGAGAUUUUGAUGAUAGGGGUCCAUCCAGGGGCUUUGAUCGUGAUGGUGGUCGAGGAUACAGAGACCGGGGAUAUGAUCAGGGAGAUAGAGGUGAUAGAGGCUUUGACAGAAGGUCCAGGGAUCGAUAUGAUGACAGAGAACGGGGUUUUGGAUCCGGUUUCAGAAGAGAUGAUAGAAGAGAUGAUGGCCAUGACAGACCGAGGUAUGACAGACAAAGAAGUCCGGAAUCGAGUCGAGAGGCCCCAGCUGAACGACCACGGUUGAACCUUCAACCCAGAACCAAACCUGUUGAAAAUGAGGGUAAGAAGAAUACAGAAGAAAAGAAGGCAUCCAUCUUUGGAGGUGCCAAACCUGUGGACACAGCAGCCAAGGAAAGGGAGAUUGAGGAAAGACUGGCCAGACAAAAGCUGGAGGAAUCUCGGCGGGCCGAGGAUGAGAAGGAGAACAGAAAUAUUAGACCACGUAAAGAUAGUGAGAAUUCUCAAGAUGGAAAUAGACGGGACUCAUAUGAUGGCAGUAGACGGGACUCGCAUGAGGGCAGCAGACGAGAACGAAGACUCAGCAGCAAUAGUUCUAGCAAAGGGGGGCGCUCGGGUCAUGCACAAGGUCGUCCCAGAAAAGACAGUGAAAAAUCCAACCACUCCCAGGACGUCUUCUCGGGCGGAGAAGAUGGCAAGGAAGAACCCAAAAGUCCACUGUCUCCGAUACACAGAGAAGACCCAGUGAAGCUAGUGCCAGCCCCACCCCCUUCAACCAAUCCCUGGGAUAAACGAAAACCUGUUCAGAAACAAGGCCCUCCUUCUGAUGAUGUAAAGUCCCCACAGAGGAGCAACUCCCAAGUCCCUGCCAAGAUUGAAUCUAAGUCAAAUCCUACACCUGCAGACCCACCAGCAACAAAUGCUUGGAGCAGAGGCAAACCAGCUGACUUGAGGCCUUCAGAAAACAAAGGUAAACCAGAAGAAAGAGGAAGUUUUCCAGGUGAAGGAAGGGGUGGAUCCAGUAGAGGUGGACGAGGGCGAGGGGCACCCAUGCGUGGACGAGGAGGCAAACAGAAAGCCUUAAGGGAAAAAGCAAUCCCAAAAUCUCUUGAUGAAAUGCCCAAGUACGAAGAAAAGAAAGAAAAGGUUUGGACAGAUGCCAACAAGUUUGCAGGCCUUAUCAGUGAUGAGGAAGAGGUGGUGGAGUAAAGGUCAAAUUGUGGAUGUCCUUAACAGAAAACUGGAUCAUAAAUUGGCUAUUUUAUUUAUUGAUUUUAUCCUUUGUAAUGAUUGAUAUUACAAACUGUCCUUUGCAAUUAUAUUCACAGAAGGCUGUACAGAAGUUGAUGAAUUUUAUUACUAUGUAAUGAUUGUAAAAUUGAAAUCAUGCAAUGAAUAGUUACUCAUGCACUGCAAUUAUCACCUGGGAAUAAAUCCAUACUGUUUAAAUAUUGUGUGUUCAGCAUGGAUUCUCUAGGGAUUGUGACAAUCUGUUUGCAUUUGGAAGCUUUUCUUUUUUUGGUUAUCAUGAUGUUGAAUUUUGAUACCUUUAAUAGUUGUUACUAUGGUUACUUGAAGUACAUAUUUAUUGUAAUUAUAUAGAUACUAAAUUUGUACUUCAUUUGAUUUUUUUAUGAUUGAGCUGCAAAGAUUAAGAUAGCUAAGCUAAUAUUACUCCCUUGUAAUCAAAAGCUAGGGAGAAAUAUUUUAUUUAAUAGAGUUCAGCACUAUGAUUGUCACAUUAAAUCUUUGAUGUUGUUUACAAAAACAUUCUGGAUUAUAAAAAAAAUUACUUUUGCAGUUGAUUAUGCAAAAUAUUUUCUGGUGCAGUUGUAGUAUAUGAAACUGUAUUACUUGUACGAAAGUAAAUACAUAUAUAUGUCAUGAAGCUGACAAACAGCAGUUGCUUCGAUUUGUGGUUUGUCAAAAUCUAACAUAUCAAGCUUUUAUGAGCAUACCGGAGCAGUCCCAUUGGCAGUUUAUGAGUUCAUAGUGGUCUGUAGUACUUCCUGGUUACUAGUGCUACAUCAUUAACUGUUGCAUACCAAACUUUUUUACUGCAGCAAACAUCCACAGAAAAUGUUUAGUUGUGUGUUGGCAUUACAGAAGUGGAUGUACUCCAAAUUUCAGUCAUUUUUGUAUGCAUAUUCUCCGUAUGCUUUUGACCUAGGAGAAAACUAGUGCAUUAUUGUAAAUGCUGGCAUACAUAACAGUUUUGAAUUUUGAUGUUCAUCAUUACAAAUCUAUUUUUUUUUCUGGGACAUUUAAUGUUUUCGACCACCAUCUGCUUGUGUGCCAUUGCUUUCUAUAACUCGGCAUACAUGUAUAUUAUACGGUGGCUGUUCCAAUGAGUGUUCAUUACUGUAAAUAUUCCAUGCUUUUUUUCUCUAUCACCAGGUAUUAUAAAUGAAUGUAUGAAUGCGUGAGAAAUAUUGGUAAAUAAAGCAAGCAUUUCUCUAA
Ostrea edulis (European flat oyster) is the source of this 3423-nucleotide messenger RNA. Its product is annotated as eukaryotic translation initiation factor 4B-like. Gene Ontology annotation, molecular function: RNA binding. The record is from RefSeq and is a predicted model, not a curated record. NCBI's taxonomy places the organism in Eukaryota, Metazoa, Mollusca, Bivalvia, Ostreida, Ostreidae. The transcript is spliced from 16 exons. The coding region runs from base 31 to 2172 and encodes 713 amino acids.